AAGGCAUGCCGGAAGAGGAGCAGCUGGAGUUUGACCUAUACACGCGUGUAAACUGCAAUUUGAAAGCUGUAACAGUUUCAUAAUAGUAAUACAAUGUAAAUAUGGUUCUACCGGCAAUUCGGCAGCCUUUAACCUGGCGACAGGCUGUUUUUAAUUUUAAUGCAUGGAAGUCAAGAGCUCACGGCACAACAGUAGGGCCGUCGCCGCCAAAGAUUCUUUAUGGAUCAAAGUCUGGGACGGUAAUCAAACAGGGGCUGGGGCGUCAGGCCUUCGGGCUGUGUCAGAAAGAAGCCGCUGCAGUUACCCCCGUUCACACAGCCAGUGUAUCCAGCAGGAGAUAUUACUGUGCUGAGAGUGGGGGAGUAAGGGUGAGAUUUGCACCCAGUCCCACAGGUUUCCUGCAUCUGGGAGGACUCCGCACUGCUCUCUACAACUACAUAUUUGCAAAAAAGCACGGAGGGAGUUUCAUCCUGAGACUGGAAGACACAGACCAGAGUCGGCUUGUCCCGGGGGCUGCAGAGAGGAUAGAGGACAUGCUGGAAUGGGCAGGGAUACCACCAGAUGAAAGCCCUCGCAAGGGUGGCCCUUACAGUGCCUACCAGCAGUCUCAGCGUCUGGGGCUGUAUCAAGAGGCCGCCCAGACUUUAGUAGCCAACGGAGCGGCUUAUCACUGCUUCUGUAGCCCUCAGAGACUGGAGCUGCUCAAGAAGGAGGCCCUGCGAAACAGACAGACACCGAGAUAUGACAAUCGAUGUAGGCACCUGAGUCCUGGUCAAGUGGAAGAGAAGCUUGGACAGAAGCAGCCGCAUGUUCUGCGGUUCCGGCUGGAGGAGGGGGUCGAGCCCUUCCAGGACAUGGUUUACGGGUGGAACAGGCACGAGGUUGCCACUGUGGAAGGAGAUCCAGUGAUCAUCAAGGCCGACGGUUUCCCCACGUACCAUUUAGCCAACGUGGUUGACGACCACCACAUGCAAAUCAGCCACGUUCUGCGUGGCACAGAGUGGCUCAUCUCGACCUCCAAGCACCUGCUGAUGUACAGGGCUUUCGGCUGGGAAGCCCCCACGUUCGCCCACCUCCCCUUGUUGCUGAACAGGGAUGGAAGCAAGCUUUCCAAGCGGCAGGGAGAUAUCUUCAUUGAACAUUUCGCACUAGCAGGGUACCUGCCUGAGGCGCUGCUUGAUAUCAUAACCAACUGUGGCUCAGGAUUCACAGAAAAUCGAAUUGGGCGGACCCUGGAUGAACUUAUUGCUGAAUUCGAUAUGACCAAAAUAACAACCCAUUCUGCUCUGCUGGAUCUCGAGAAGCUUCCGGAGUUUAACAGGAUUCAUUUGCUUCGGAGAAUUAGCGAUGCUGAUCAGCGGCAGGCUCUGGUUAAGGAUCUGCAGGUUCUCAUAGAGAGGGAGUACAAGGAGCAGCUCACAGAGAAAGAUGUACUGCGGACAGAAUAUAUUGAGCGUGCCCUUCAGCUGAGGAAGGGUCAUAUAACCUGCCUUCAAGACCUGGUGUCCCCUGCCUACUCCUAUCUGUGGGUCAGACCCUCAGUGCCGCGAGAUCAGCUGCUGAAGGUUUCUCCCGAAGUAGACACAAUCAGCAAAUUGGUUUUAGAAUUGGUUGAAAAUUCUGUCUUAACGACUGAAAAACUGAGCGCAGAGUUGAAGGGCCUGCAGAAAAAGACAAAGGGAACGAAAUAUGGUGCGGUAAUGAAAGUCAUCCGACUGGCUCUGAGCGGACAACAGCAAGGCCCAAGCGUGGCUGAGAUGAUCGUGUCCCUGGGACCCAGAGAAGUUAGUGAACGUCUGCAGAGAGUCCUGAGCACCUGAUGUCAAUGUGUAGAUUUUUUGGUUGUGGACUUUGAUACACAAGGAGAGCUCUGGUGGUCCUGGAGUUGGCGCUUGUUCUGGGAGCUUUUCGAAGGACCUGUAACAAGAAACACUGUCGGCUGUAUCAUGAAAGUCAGUCUCAUGUGUAAAUAUUUGAAGGAUGUCUGUAAGGACAUUUUUGCAGACUGUGUGUUAAAUAAAAGAUGGGAGAAAUCUAUAUAUAUUUAUAAAAUGGCUUGGAUAAAUUAAGUGCUGUGAUUGGCUGAACAAAAUCACAUGACCGUGUGGUAAUAAUUGUCUUACCCCACGGGCUAUGACAUCAUAGACCGACUUACUUACUGACCUAUUAAUAUCAGCCAGUUGUGCGCUGCCCCCUAGGAACUCCUUGUCACGGUCAGCUGUGACAUAGCCUGGAUUCGAACUUGCGAUCUCCAGGCUAUAGGGCACAUCCUGCACUCCGCACACACCGCCUUUACUGGAUGCUCCACUCGGGAGCCCUCAUACAGUUGUACAUUUAUAAUAGAAUUUGUAAAAUGACAGCUUGGUGGGAUGGAUGAAAAGCUGAAAGAUUCUCAGGGAUAAAUGGAUAUUGUACCGUGGUUAUGUAAUAGUACUGUAGAUAAGUGGCUUACAUACACUUGCCUGAAUUUGAUUAAACUUUGCAUGGGUAUUUGUUUAUGUACUGUGAAUGUAGCUCGCUGUUACUGAAUGUACCAACACCUGCUUGGCUAAGCUGUUGAAAGGAAAACCAAUUGUCUGGUUUUCACUAAACUAUUUACUGUAUCUCUUGGGAUGGAGAAUAUCUGUUUUUUUUAAAUCUUUUUAUUGACAUACCUUGUAUAAUUUUCUGUUUUCAUGAAAAGGGUUUGCUCAACA
Messenger RNA from Acipenser ruthenus (sterlet), 2696 nucleotides. RefSeq names its product glutamyl-tRNA synthetase 2, mitochondrial (gene ears2). Gene Ontology annotation, biological process: glutamyl-tRNA aminoacylation. The transcript is spliced from 9 exons. Gene Ontology annotation, molecular function: glutamate-tRNA ligase activity; tRNA binding; ATP binding. Bases 102 to 1820 code for a protein of 572 amino acids. The record is from RefSeq and is a predicted model, not a curated record. Lineage: Eukaryota; Metazoa; Chordata; Actinopteri; Acipenseriformes; Acipenseridae.